Molecule: messenger RNA, 1272 nt
Organism: Naegleria lovaniensis
Lineage: Eukaryota; Heterolobosea; Eutetramitea; Acrasida; Naegleriidae
Exons: 1
Coding region: 1-1272 (423 amino acids)
Source: RefSeq, a predicted model, not a curated record
AUGUUCCCUCAUAUUUAUCAUGGCUACAUUCCCAACGCUCAAAAACCAAUUAUUAAGGCCAAAAUAGAUCACUAUGGCUAUUGUCGAGAGAUGAAUAUAAAUACAGCUUCAUGCUCCGAUGGAGUUUUGGGUGAAACAAGACGGUCGGGCUUGAAAUCAUUUGAUCCACGGAAUAACACAGCGAAUAUGACUUUAACAAUGGAUCACGUUCGGAACAGAACCCACAAAUCUCGAGUAGAGAAUUUAAUGCAAAAUUUCGAUUCGGUGGCAAUAGCUACUUCACGUUCCAUUGAAACGAAACAACAAUCGAUCAUGCCCAACUCGAACAUGUUUAUUCGAAAGAAUUUAUCAGAUACUACUAGUGGAGACUUUAAAAAACAUCAAACAAGUGACUUUCCAAGUCAUGUCACAGCGCAACAAGUGGAAUACAGAAAGGGGCCUGAACAAGCUCACCAACCCUUUACACGAAGAGAACAACGGUCGCAUUCCAGUCAUGCAAAUGUUAAAAAACCAUGCGAUUACACGACCAAGCAUCACUUGGUCAAGUCCAUUGUGAGCGAGGAUUUCAAAGUGUCAACCAUUAUAAAAUGUCCAAAAGGAAAGAUGGAGCAUGCAUCUUCUGUAACAACGUAUCCAGUGCCAGAAGGCUCUUCUCAAGUGAUUCCGUCUUCGUAUUCCAUUGAUUACAAUUCCAAUGGAAAGGAAUUAAUAAGCAGCACCAUAGACAUUGAGGGUAUUCAUAAGGACAACAAGAAAUUCAGAACUCAAGGCUAUUCAGGACAUGUUCCUGACGAAAAUAAUCACACAUUAUAUGGAAGACCAUACACGACCCCGUCUGUUGUCACAAAUAAGGACCAUGCAAAGCAAUCUCUCUACCUUAAUAACGACAGUACACGACCAAUGAAAGGGCAAACAUUUCUUUCCACGAACUAUGGCUCUGAUCACAUUCCAGGUUAUAUGGGUUAUGUUGAACGAACUGUUUAUGACCCGUCCAAGGUCGAAAAAUCCUGUCGGCAAGAUCACAAUCUAGUGAAAACUAUCUUAACAACCUCAGAGGUUGCACACCCCAACAUAACCAAAGCAACCUUUAUGAAAAAUUGGCAAUCUGAUUCUCAGUUGCAGCAUCUCUACGGACAGCUCAAAGACAAGUCGAAUUUUAGACAAAACGCCAUGGUCAAUGAAUUCUUUUCUCAUCAAUGUGGUGAGUUUAUGCCAAGCAGCGACGGCAAGACAAAUGCUGAAAUGUUCUAUUCGAGCAAUAAACGAUUUUGA